Pantherophis guttatus is the source of this 3415-nucleotide messenger RNA. It is a transcript of the gene LMBR1, whose product is annotated as limb development membrane protein 1. NCBI's taxonomy places the organism in Eukaryota, Metazoa, Chordata, Lepidosauria, Squamata, Colubridae. The record is from RefSeq and is a predicted model, not a curated record. Gene Ontology annotation, cellular component: plasma membrane. Gene Ontology annotation, molecular function: transmembrane signaling receptor activity. Gene Ontology annotation, biological process: signal transduction.
GGCAGACGUUGGGACGUUAAGGCCGCGCGCUGUGUUGCCGCCUCCACCGCGGUGGUGGUAGUUGUUGUUGUCGUUGUUGCUGCCGCGGCCGCGGCCGCAUUGGGCCCUCCCCAGCCUGAAGAGGGUCCCUAUCGCCAGGCGUUGCCCACCGGCCAUGGUCCCCCGCUUGUCGCCUGGCAGGAGGCAGGAGGCGCGGGGGCAGCAGCAUCGGCCAUUGCUGGAAGGGGCUUCCCGGCGAGGGCUAUGACAGGAUGGACGCGGACGAAGUGACCAUCCGCGAGCAGAACUUCCACAGCCAAGUGCGGGAAUACACGAUCUGUUUUCUUUUGUUUGCGAUAUUGUAUAUUGUUUCCUACUUCAUUAUUAGAAGAUACAAGAGGAAAGCAGAUGAGCAAGAGGAUGAAGAUGCUAUUGUCAAUAGAAUUUCGCUUUUCCUGAGUACUUUUACUCUUGCAGUUUCAGCGGGUGCUGUGCUCCUCUUACCUUUUUCAAUAAUCAGCAAUGAGAUUCUGCUUUCUUUUCCACAAAGUUACUAUAUCCAGUGGUUGAAUGGGUCUCUAAUUCAUGGUUUAUGGAACAUUGCUUCCCUCUUUUCUAAUCUUUGUUUGUUUAUAUUGAUGCCCUUUGCUUUCUUCUUUCUGGAGUCAGAAGGCUUUGCUGGCUUAAAAAAGGGAAUCAAAGCACGUAUUUUGGAAACCCUUGUUAUGCUCAUUCUCCUUGCGUUGCUUAUUCUUGGAAUUGUAUGGGUAGCUUCAGCUCUCAUAGACAAUGAUGCUGCAAGUAUGGAGUCCUUAUACGAUCUUUGGGAAUUCUACCUCCCUUAUUUAUAUUCCUGUAUAUCUUUGAUGGGGUGUUUAUUACUUCUACUUUGUACACCAGUAGGACUUUCCCGUAUGUUUACAGUGAUGGGACAAUUGCUUGUAAAGCCAACAAUUCUUGAAGACUUGGAUGAGCAGAUAUAUAUUAUUACUCUAGAAGAAGAAGCUAUAAUGAGAAGGUUAAAUGGAGGAUUUUCCGCAGUGGAGUAUAAUACAAAACAACUUGAGCAGGAGUUGAAUAAUGUGAAGAGCAUGAAAACAAAAUUAGAGCGACGGAAAAAGGCUUCUGCAUGGGAAAGGAACCUUGUGUAUCCAGCUGUAAUGAUACUACUGCUAAUUGAAACGGCAAUCUCAGUGCUCUUAGUUGCUUGCAAUAUUCUGUGUCUCUUGGUUGAUGAAACCGCAAUGCCGAAGGGGUCAAGGGGGCCUGGCAUAGGAAGUGCCUCUCUGUCCACAUUUGGUUUCGUGGGAGCAGCACUUGAGAUCAUUUUGAUUUUCUAUCUUAUGGUUUCCUCUGUUGUUGGCUUUUAUAGCCUACGUAUUUUUGGAGAUUUUACCCCCAGGAAGGAUGACACAACUAUGACAAAGAUAAUUGGGAAUUGUGUAUCUAUCUUAGUCCUCAGUUCAGCAUUGCCAGUUAUGUCAAGAACACUGGGCAUCACCAGGUUUGAUCUCCUUGGAGACUUUGGAAGGUUUAACUGGUUAGGAAACUUCUACAUAGUAUUGUCCUACAAUCUUCUUUUUGCUAUCAUGACAACCCUGUGCCUGGUGAGAAAGUUCACCUCUGCAGUUAGAGAAGAACUCCUCAAGGCAUUAGGUUUAGAUAAACUGCAUCUCUCGCACAACGCAAGAGACUCCGAGACAACAAAGCCUUCUGUAAAUGGGCAUCAGAAAACACUGUGAAUCACAGUCGGUGGAAAUGAGUCCUUCAGCUUCCUGACAUUCCUUUCACUUCAUUGUACUUGUUUUCUACUGCUCUUACUUGUUUAUACCUUGGAUCCAGGUCGAUGCAGAAGAAAGCUGGUUGCAUUGGACCAUACUCUUCUUGCUUGGAUCGAUCUACUUUAAUUUUUCUGUCAACCAGAGAUGUCUCUUGAAUAUUCCUCUUUGAACAGAUCUUCAUACUGAUUUCUGAAUCCAAGGACGAGAAUCUUCUGCAUGUAAAUAUAUUGUUGAAGAUGAAUUUCAGAGAUGAGCUUGCUAUGUGAAAAUGGCAAACCUCUACUCAAGAUGUUGAUUUUUCCAGUAAGAUGCAUUUUGAAAACUUGUGAGAGCACAAUAAGGCUCAGGAUCAAUGCAUUAAUCUACCCAUCAAAUCAGUUUGCACUAUGAUUGUAUCUAAGAUAACAGAAGUUCUUAUUCUUAAAUGGUAAACUGCCCCAUUUUUUGCUAGGGAAAAUUUCCUUUGCAAGCCCUGAUUUAUGCAAUAACAUAAUCUCGUAACUACAGUGCUAAAUCUGAGCCUGGGAAACAGUAAUUGUAGAUUUCUGAUCAUUUUAUGUAUAAUCAUGCCUAAAAACGUGAUUGUCAUACUCAGCUAAACAAUAUGAACAAAAAUAUGUGUAAAAUAUACAUAUGUAUAAACUCUGAGAAGAAAACAAUUGCACCCAAUUUUCACAGUUGUCUUUAAAUGAGGCCCAUUCCUAUGACUGAUAAAUAUAUUUUAUUUCGCUGAACAAGGUAUUUUUUUCAUUAGUUCUUUUCAGGGUGGAUUUGAUUUAAAUCACGAUUAAAAUCACGAUUUAAAACAGUAGUAAAAGGCUUGAUUUAAAUCAACUUGAUUUAAAUCAUAAUUUUUAAAGAACAGUUGUUAUCUCUGUCCCAUAGCAGUUCCUCCUCUGACCUGCUGUUGACUUACCGACAGUCCCAAUAUUGCAGAAUGUAUAGCCUUAUUAAUGUAUCUUAAAUAGAAAACUAUCUUUAGAUAAGAUUUUUACUCUAAAAGCAUUCUAUUAAAAUAAAUUUGAUAAAAAUAAAAAAAAUCCAAUAAAUAAAUAAAAUAAAUCGAUUUAAAUUUAAAAAAAAUCUGAUUUUUUUGAUUUUUUUUUUAAAUUGAUUUUUAUCCACCCUGGUUCUUUUUGUUGUUUAUAUGUGUACAUGCGUCUAUUUUUUUUUUACGAACACAGAAUUGAGCUAGCAUUUUGCUUAGUUUAUAAUAUGAAAACUUUAAAAUUCUUGUUCAGGGUUUUAGAUAUUGUAUAGGAGUUGGAUAUUGUUACAGUGUUGAAGUUUACAAAAUCCUGUGAAGUUGUAAAAAAGGCAGAAGGAAGUUAAGCUGCAUUUGUUUACUAAUGUACUGAGUAGAGGCAGGCAGAUGGUAAAGACUACUGUGAUUACUUGGUCCAAUGGAGUUGAUCCUAUUUUCUGUAUAAUCAUUUGAUCAAGGAUAGUUUAUUGGGACUCUGUAACUUCAAGUAUUUCUCUUUGUGGAAAAUCUGUUGCUGUUAAUCUGUUACUGUUAAUCUCUGUAAAUAUCUGUAAACCCAAAGCCUCAAAAUAGUCUCAAACACAUUGCACAAUGUCCAGAUAUUUAAUUCAGGUGUUUUGGAUUACGAUGUUGCUAAUUUCAUAGGAUUCAUAAACAUGUUUUCUAUUAA